Panicum hallii is the source of this 3868-nucleotide messenger RNA. RefSeq names its product DNA repair protein RAD5B-like. The transcript is spliced from 18 exons. Gene Ontology annotation, molecular function: zinc ion binding; nucleic acid binding; hydrolase activity, acting on acid anhydrides, in phosphorus-containing anhydrides. The coding region runs from base 47 to 3583 and encodes 1178 amino acids. The record is from RefSeq and is a predicted model, not a curated record. NCBI's taxonomy places the organism in Eukaryota, Viridiplantae, Streptophyta, Magnoliopsida, Poales, Poaceae.
AACACUACCUCCCCCCGGCCUCGCCCUCGCCGUGCCGGUACCCGCCAUGCUGGUCUCCGUCGACGACGACUCCUCCGGCUGGCAGGAGUCCCCAUCGCAGGCCGUCCUCUUCGCCGAUGAGAUCGCCGCCGUGCGCGCCGUCCUGGGCGCGGGCCUCCCCGAGGCCCGCGUCGUCGCCGCGCUCUCCCGGUACGGUGGCAACGCCGAGCGCGCCAUCAACGCGCUCCUCGACGACUCCGCCGGCGCCGCCGAGGCGGGGCCCACCUACAGGGGCCGCGGCGGCGGUGCCGCCCCGAAGCCGGUCAAGGCGGAGCGCGACGUCGGCGGAGCCCCGCCGCCCGCCAAGGUGAAGGCCGAGGCCCUCGACGACGAGGUCGUGGGGAGCCAAGAUUCCGGCGCCGCCUCCGCAAAGGCCGAUGCCAAGGUGAAGGGCGAGCCGGCCAAUUGGUGCGCCAAAGAGCCGUCGGUGGUGCCGCAUCAGGUCAAGAAGGAGGAGAGGCCCGCCGGCGGCGGCCGUGACGCGCCAAGAAAAGGCGCUGCUGCUGCCGCGGCGGCGGCGGCGAGAGGCAGCGGAGGAGGCAUAAGCCUCGUGCCGCGGCCGAAGAAGAGGCCGAGGGAGGAGGUGGAGACCAUCGACCUCACCGCCACCCAUCCUGUACCGUACCUCAACUCGAGGCCCAUCCGAGCCCUGCCGCCGCCCGUCAACCCGAGGCCCAUCCUGGUGGUGCCGCCCCUGGACGUCCGGAUGUACGACCCGGGGCCCGUCCUGCCUGCGCCGCCGCCUGUGGACGUGGAGAUGUACGAACCGCGGCCGCGGCCCCUCAGGGCGGCUGCGCCUGCCCCUGUCCCUGCCCCGGUAACUGACAUGAGGAUGGUGGUGGCACCGCCGGACGCCGAGUUUGGCAACUUCCCCGAGGAGCGUGACUGGUUGCUCGUCGGCAAGUCCUAUGUGCCCGGGUUGUCCACCAACCGUGGGAGGAGGAGGAUGGACGCCGGGGAGAUCGUCCAUUUCGCAUUCCCUUCGUCCGAGAGGAGCUAUGGCGGGGUAAAGAUGUCAGCCAAGAAGGUGGCGGCUCUGGCGGCGAUUGUGCGCUUCUCCACCAAACGAGCUGGAGAGAUUGGGAGGCUACCACAAGAGUGGACGCAAUGCCUUGUCCCGCUUGUCAACUCGUCCAAGGUCAAGAUUCACGGGAAGAUUGUGUUCCCAACAAUAGAACUGAGGCUGAUGCAGGAGAUUUUGCUGUAUGCUAGCUUCUACAUCCACAAAUCUGUGUUCACUGAAAUGGACAACUCAUCAUGUGACAUGCUCGAUCAUGCAAAUGUCAAUUUCUCUUCCAGUCCUCUUCAUCAAUUGCUUACUUUACUCAAGCUAAAGGCAUCCAACAAGGAUGAUUUCUCUCUUGGUGACCUCAGCACAAGAAAGUUGCAGCGAAUUCUAAGGGGGAACCAUAACAGCGGCGAUGAAUCCACUCCUGUGCUUGGCCAGACCUUUCUAGAGCAAGGCCCUGAUGAGCAGGCUAUUUCAGAGGCUGCCUUGAACAAACUUGUUGGCACUGCUGAAACAUUUGACUUAGAGGAAGCAGAGCCUCCGAGUACCCUUGUCUCUGUUCUAAAACCAUACCAAAAACAAGCUCUCUUCUGGAUGUCUAAAUUAGAGAAGGGAAUGGAUGCUAAUGAAGCAACAAAAACUCUCAAUCCCUGUUGGAGUGCCUACAAUAUUGCAGACAAGAGAGCUCCUGCAGUGUAUGUUAAUCUUUUCACUGGUCAAGCAACAACACAAUUUCCAAGUGCAACUGGGACUGCACGAGGAGGGAUACUAGCAGAUGCAAUGGGUCUUGGCAAAACUGUGAUGACCAUUGCUCUUAUACUUUCAAACCCUAGGGGGGAGUGUUCCAACUAUAUAGAAAGAGAUACAAGAGGCCUGAGAGAUCAUGGGACCAGAGCACGCACCUCAAGAUCCUCUGUAAGAGGAGGUACACUUAUUGUUUGUCCAAUGCCGUUAUUGGGUCAAUGGAAAGAUGAAUUGGAGGCACAUUCAAUACCAGGAGCCCUUUCUGUUUUUGUGCAUUAUGGUGGUGAUAAAACGGAUAACCUCAUGCUGAUGGCUCAGCAUGAUGUUGUGUUGACGACGUAUGGUGUCCUUUCAGCCGCAUACAAAGCUAAUGGCAGAAGCAUCUUUCAUAGGAUGGAUUGGUAUAGGAUUGUGCUUGAUGAGGCUCACACAAUCAAAUCUCCUAAAACUAAAGGAGCCCAAGCAGCUUUUGGAUUAAACUCAGAAUGCAGAUGGUGCCUUACAGGCACACCGUUGCAAAAUAAUUUGGAGGACCUCUACAGUCUUUUCUGCUUCUUGCAUGUCAAGCCAUGGUGCAAUGCAAAUUGGUGGCAGAAGCUUAUUCAGAAACCUUAUGAGAAUGGUGAUGAUAGAGGAUUGAAAAUUGUUAGAGCUAUUCUCAGGCCACUAAUGCUGAGGAGGACCAAGGAAACAAAAGACAAGAUCGGAAAUCCUAUACUGGUCCUCCCUCCAGCUCAUAUUGAAGUUGUAGAAUGUGAACAAUCUGAACAUGAACGUGAUUUCUAUGAAGCACUUUUCAGGAGGUCAAAGGUUCAAUUUGACAAAUUUGUAGCGCAAGGCAGUGUUCUUAACAAUUAUGCUAAUAUUCUUGAGCUACUUCUCCGGCUAAGACAAUGCUGCAAUCACCCUUUUCUAGUUAUCAGCCGUGCUGAUCCUCAAAAGUAUGCUGACCUUGACCAGCUAGCACAGCGGUUCCUUGAAGGAGUCCAAAGUUGUUCUGGAAGACAGAAUGCACUACCCUCACGUGCUUAUGUCGAAGAGGUUGUUGAAGAGAUUCGGCAGGGUGCUACUACUGAGUGCCCUAUCUGCCUUGAGUCAGCUUCUGAUGAUCCUGUGCUCACUCCUUGCGCACAUCGGAUGUGCCGCGAAUGCCUUCUUUCUAGCUGGAGGACUCCAGAUGGAGGACCAUGUCCCCUGUGUCGAAGUCACAUCAGCAAAUCUGACCUGAUCAUAUUGCCUGCUCAGUGUCGCUUCCAAGUUGAUGCUGAAAAUAACUGGAAGGACUCCUGCAAAGUGAGCAAACUUAUCUUGAUUCUGGAGGAUCUGCAGAAGAAAAGGGAGAAGAGCAUUGUAUUCAGCCAGUUCACGUCAUUCUUUGAUCUUCUGGAGAUCCCCUUCAAUCAUAAGGGUAUGAAGUUCCUGAGGUAUGAUGGCAGGUUGAGCCAGAAGCAUAAAGAAAAAGUUCUGAAGGAGUUUAGUGAAAGUCAGGACAAGCUGGUGCUACUGAUGUCACUCAAAGCUGGAGGUGUAGGGCUAAAUCUUACAGCAGCAUCCAAUGUUUUCCUGAUGGAUCCAUGGUGGAACCCUGCAGUGGAAGAGCAGGCUAUCAUGAGAAUUCACCGCAUUGGGCAAAAAAGAGCAGUCCAAGUGAGACGAUUCAUCGUGAAGGAUACCGUCGAGGAGCGGAUGCAACAAGUGCAAGUGUGCAAGCAGAGGAUGAUUUCUGGGGCACUGACAGAUGAGGAAGUCCGUGGUGCUCGCAUUGAGCAUCUCAAGAUGUUGUUUACAUGAUUAUUGCUGUGAGCAGCAGAUGUGUAUAGCUGAUGUUUUAUGUCCUGGAUACUUGGUAGUACUGAGUAAGUAGACAUGUUUGGUAGUAUCUAGGAUCAGAUUACUGAAUGGGGAUGGAUGGGUGGAACCUUGUGCCUAUCUGAUUUUGUGGAUAGAUCCCCAUCCUGGUUGUAUAUUAUCUAUAAUAGUAUCUUUUGGUGUUCAGCAUCCUGCUACGGCUAGUCUUGUGGAGUUGUAGCCACUGAUUGUGAUCAGCUUCAGCCACCUGAUGCCUCUCUGCUUCCA